AGUCGAUUUUUGUCCGUAGCUACGUGCGGUCGUGGAUCUUUACAGGCACAUACUUUAUAUAAUUGUCUGUUUUCUGCUCAGCAUUACCUCGAAAGAACUUCUAACAAUAUUUCUGAAGUUUAACGACCCAUGGUUCGAUCAACGUUUAUGUUACUUGUGUAUAAACAACUGCACAUGUGUUUCAAAUUAUGCUGAAGGGGAUUCUGAUGUUAAGAGUUCUAUUUAAUAGAUAAUAUGGUGUAAAUAGUCAUAUAAAUAUGUAUGUAUGAUUCUAUCGCAAAGGAAGCAUAUCUGAGACAAAUAUGAGUGAGCCGCCCAAUCCCCCUGUGAACAUCGCUCCUCAUGAACCAAAUCUUGCCGCGGAUAUAUAUCACAGCAUUUCGUCAACGGCCCCCGAUCAGAAUGUGGUCAUAUCGCCUUUGCUCCUGGAAGCCAGUCUAGCACUCCUCUACCUUGGCUCAGAUGGAGCCACCGCAGAUGAAAUCCAGAAGCUAUUGCGGCUUAAGCAACGCUUCCCCAGCAAUGCCAAAAUGGCCAGCUAUUACGCUGCGGAACUUGCAAAAGUAACAGGCGAUGCGGAUACCUACAUUGAACUACAGAACCACUUGCUAAUGCAGCCGAAUUAUGGAUCCAGUCCUGGAGAGAUAGCUGAAGAUUUUCAGAAAAUUGCUCAAACAUAUUUUCAUGUGACGUCCGAGAGCAUCAAUAUGGAACAGACCGAGAAGCUGCGUCGUCACGUGAGCGAACAUAUUUUGGCUAGCGUUGGAGGCGGCAACUGGCAAUCGACUCUUGUGGAGAGUAGCCAGGCGGCCAAACUGCUGCUCUUGUUGGCGGCGAACCUCCAAAGCAAGUGGUUUCUUCCCUUUAGUGCAUACCGUACGGGUCUCUACGAGUUCCAUAGCAACGGAUGUCCCGACUCUUCGAAAUCGGUGGCUAUGCUCUUCGACGAUGAUAUGUUUGUUAAGUACGCUGAACUGAGGGAACUUAACGCUCGUGCGAUUGAACUGCCUUACGAGCACGCUGAAGAAUUGUCCAUGUUGUUAAUCCUGCCCAAUCAACGCGAGGGACUCGCAAAACUGGAAAACCAGUUGCGCGGAAUUGAUAUGUGCGCAUUACAGCAGUGUAUGCAAAUGGAGGGAGUCCAGGUGCUGCUUCCGAAAUUCAGUAUCGAUUUUGAGUGCAGUUUCCGACAGCCGUUGAAACAGAUCGGUUUUGAAAAGAUAUUUUUGGCAUCAGCGAACUUUAAACAUCUGCAUCCCUCCGGAAAUCUGCCCGCUGCCGACGUUCUCCAAAAGUUGCGGAUUAACCUAAAUGAGUCUGGUUCUGGGUCAGAACCACCCAGAGUCGCAGCCGAGUAUAAACCCAUUGUGAUCAGCAAUUCCUCCCGUCAAAAGUUCUUUCGGGCCGACCAUCCAUUUUUCUUUGCCAUACGCAGUGAGAAUGUCACUUACCUGAUGGGACACGUGGUAGGGUUUUAAGGCGCUUUGUUGGAAAUAACUACAACGGUCGUGCAGAUUCGUAGAAGGUAGAAUUCAAUUAAAUCUUUUAUUAUCUUUUAUAAACGUGUAACAUACUGCAUUU
Drosophila obscura is the source of this 1581-nucleotide messenger RNA. RefSeq names its product serine protease inhibitor 42Dd. The record is from RefSeq and is a predicted model, not a curated record. The transcript is spliced from 5 exons. Bases 303 to 1478 code for a protein of 391 amino acids. Lineage: Eukaryota; Metazoa; Arthropoda; Insecta; Diptera; Drosophilidae. Gene Ontology annotation, molecular function: serine-type endopeptidase inhibitor activity.